Lactuca virosa is the source of this 483-nucleotide messenger RNA. The record is from the annotation of a GenBank genome assembly. NCBI's taxonomy places the organism in Eukaryota, Viridiplantae, Streptophyta, Magnoliopsida, Asterales, Asteraceae.
AUGUUAUUAAGAAGGAGAACUCGUCGAGUCUUUGCUAAACUCGGCGAGUAUAAUCGGGUAGGGAGCAAAAGAGAAGAUAGGGACUCGACGAGUUGGCGGCCCAACUCGGCGAGUCAGUCGGGGAGUUGCCGGAGCAGCUGUCAGACGUUUCCCGCUCAGUUUUUUCAGCAGUCGACUUCACGAGGUGAGUUUCCUUCCAGUAGGAACGGUUCUACGGCCACAAUGCCAGCCCGUUUAAAUAGCAGUAGUUCCGGACUGCGGUCCGAUGCCGGGGUGGUCUCGAGAAGUAGUUCAGUUAUGUUAUGUUCAGUCAGUUCCGGACUUCAUUUCGAUGCAGAGGGCAAGGCCCUAGUCAGUUCCGGACUUCGGUCUGAUGCAGAGGGCAAGGCCCUAGUCAGUUCCGGACUUCGGUCCGAUGCAGAGGGCAAAGGCCCUAGUCAGUUCCGUAAUUCGGUCCGAUGCAUAGGGAAAGGCCCUAGUUAG